AUGACAGAUGAGCUGACCCCUUCCUGGCUGGGCCACUGCACCCCAUCUGUGGCCAGGACUGGGACUCCCAUAGGGACAGUGGGUGACCACGAGUCCGUCUCCUCAUCUGACUCAUCAGGGCCCACGGUCAAGGAAGAAGCAGCCCUUCCCGAAAACAAUGGUCUGUGUCAACCCGAGGAUAUAAUAACACUGCCUCUCUUUCCUUGUUUUAGGGAAUGCUGUCGAUUUUUUGGAGACAAUGGCUUGACUUUGAAGGUGUUUUUUACCAAAGCAGCCCCCUUUGGCGUUCUUUGGACACUCACAAACUACCUGUACUUACAUGCAAUAAAGAAAAUAAACACUACGGAUGUCUCCGUGUUGUUCUGCUGCAACAAAGCGUUUGUGUUCUUGCUUUCGUGGAUCGUUCUCAGGGACAGGUUCAUGGGAGUGAGGAUCGUGGCCGCCAUCCUGGCCAUCGCCGGCAUCGUGAUGAUGACCUACGCCGACGGCUUCCACAGCCACUCGGUCAUCGGCAUCGCGCUGGUGGUGGGCUCCGCGUCCACGUCUGCCCUCUACAAGGUACUGUUCAAGCUCCUCCUAGGCAGUGCGAAGUUCGGAGAAGCCGCCUUAUUCCUGUCCAUCUUGGGGGUGUUUAACAUCCUCUUCAUCACGUGCGUUCCUAUCGUCCUCUACUUUACCAAAGUGGAAUACUGGAGCUCCUUUGAUGACAUUCCAUGGGGAAACCUUUGUGGAUUUUCAGUUCUCUUAUUGACAUUCAAUAUUGUAUUAAAUUUUGGAAUCGCUGUUACAUAUCCCACUCUGAUGUCUCUUGGAAUCGUCCUCAGUGUACCUGUGAACGCAGUGGUGGACCACUACACCAGCCAGAUAGUCUUCAACGGGGUCCGGGUCAUUGCCAUCAUCAUCAUCGGCCUGGGCUUCCUCCUGCUGCUCCUGCCCGAGGAGUGGGACGUCUGGUUGACCAAGCUGCUCACCCGCCUCAAAGUGAGGAAGAAAGAGGAGCCGGCUGAGGGCGGUGGGGACCCGGGCUCAGGUCCUCAAGGCAAGGCCCGGAGAGCCCGUCCUUCCCUGGCCCGCUGACUGCUCCCCCAGGACCCUGCGGCGGUGCCCUGCGGGUGCGGCUGGGAGGUUGGCAAGGUGUACAUACCUGUACAGUUCUGGCGAUCUGCGGUAAGCUCUACGGUAUUUACUGGCAUGUCCAAUCCCCCUGCACUUCUCCACAGCAGACUUUCCACUCAAGGGUACCGACUGGAUGCGAAGGAGCCAAGAACCUCUCAGAGCUUUCUCCAUGAAUGUAGAGUAGGUCACAAGGAGCCUUGUCUGGAUCGUUUGGGAUGACAGACAUUCUUGACAAGCCAGGGCAAAUGUUUUGCAUCUUUGCUCCAGAAAAUGACAUUAUACACUGUGAUUAUUUCUCAGCUAUGGUAGGUCAUAUUUUGUUUUGUACCAGAGCUGUACUCUUAAUUUUAGGGAAUUUCAAUGAACCAAAAGAUAACUGUCAGUUAAUUUGGAUGGAUGGAUGGAUGGAUGGAUGGAUGGAUGGAUGGAUGGAUGGAUGGAUGGACGGAUGGAUGGACGGACGGACAGACGGACUGACAGAUGGCUGGGAUGGAAAAAGGAGAAGCAGAACAGGCUAAUGGACAUAAAAAAACCACUGGAGGACAGACCUGUGCUAGGGAACAGCAAGAGAAAGAUACGUCCAAGAUAACCCACAUGCCUGCAGAAGAUCAUGUGAGGGAAAUUCCAGUGCCUUCUACAGAAUUUUUGUCUUUACCUAUGUGAAGCGAGGUGACAUUAUAAGUCACUGGCGCCGUCUUAUAAUUUAGAUGUAAAAACCUUUAGAAACAAAUAAAACUAUAUAUGUGUGUGUACAGAAAUGAGGAAACUGAUAAGCAGCGUAUUUGGGAUGGGCUCGCGGGGUACAGAUGCUUGUAAGGUAGACUGGGCCAGAGGGGACUCGCUGGUUGCUUUUCCUUCAAGACCAAGGCUGAAAAUUUAUUUACUGAAUCUGUAAACCUUUUUAUGAAACUUUUAAGCACCAGGCUGUUUACUCAACACCAUUUAGGUCUGCCAGAGAAUUCUAUCUGUGAUAGAUCUGUAAAGAGGGGCGGGAGUUAGAGUUUCCUAUUUUUGAAGUUUACAUUGUCACAUAUGAAAUGGGAACAUUACUUGGAAAAGUCGUCAUAAUCCAAUGGUGCAUUCUGUCACCAUGGAGUCUUCUGUUUCCCAGGGGAAAGGGGCAUUCAUGACCUGAACUUUUUAGCAAAUUAUUAUUCUUGGUUUCCAUUUCCUGUUUGGCCAAACAGAUUAAUAAAAUGUUUGCAAAAGAA
Galeopterus variegatus (Sunda flying lemur) is the source of this 2327-nucleotide messenger RNA. It is a transcript of the gene SLC35F3, whose product is annotated as solute carrier family 35, member F3. The record is from RefSeq and is a predicted model, not a curated record. Gene Ontology annotation, cellular component: membrane. The transcript is spliced from 6 exons. Lineage: Eukaryota; Metazoa; Chordata; Mammalia; Dermoptera; Cynocephalidae. Bases 1 to 1077 code for a protein of 358 amino acids. Gene Ontology annotation, biological process: thiamine transport.